CAAAUACAGGAGACUGAUAAGAUUAGGGUAAACGAUUUUUUUUUUUUUGUCUUUUGUUUUUCAAAGAAACGGGGGGAUAUUCAGAUGGAGAGGGAGAGGUGGAAUAGCGCCAUCGCAAAUGGACACUACAGUUACGAUUCGAACGGGUAUUAUAGUCGGUUUUGCAAUGAUUAUAGGUUAUCGGACGGAGAUAAGGUUUCUUCUCCCACGUUACCUUCUGCUGGAUGCAUUGAACAUACCGUUUCCCGUUUCGAUACUCUCGCCGGCGUCGCCAUCAAGUACGGCGUCGAGGUAUCUGACAUUAAAAGGAUGAAUGGUCUGGCUACAGAUCUUCAAAUGUUUGCUCUUAAGACACUCCAGAUCCCUUUACCCGGCCGGCAUCCACCGUCAUCUAGUUUGUCUAAUGAUUCCACCGCAUCAGGACAAAGCAGUGGCAACCAAACCCCAAGACAUUUGCCACCUGAUUGGCUCGACGCAUUCCAGUCUUUGAAGUUGAGGAGUCCUCCAAAGGUCUCCCCGGCAAUGAGAUCGUUACAAGGUUACUAUGGCCUUAAAGCAACAGAAAAAAGGACGAUGUCCGAAGUUCUUGAAAUGGCAUUAUACAGGAAAGGAGAAGCCGAUUAUGUGGAUGAUGGAGAAGACAAAGACAGUGAAUCCGAAAGAGCCAACGAUAAACUGAUUAGAAGACGGCAAAAAUCCGAGGCCGACUUUACUGCCGGCCUGUUGAAGGAGGAAAACAGCAACAAUGGUGGAGGGUUUUCGUUAUCGAAACGAUCGACAACAAAAUCAAAAAAUGGAAGCCGCAUGAAUUCAGGGACAGUGGCAGAUGGUGAGAUGACGAGGUUCAAUCCUGCAACAACAAUCGGAGAAGAUGAAUACGUGAUUGACGGGUUUGAAGUGAGGAAGUCGUCAAGCUCAUCGUGUUUGCAUGAUGAUCAGGACAACAGCAGCAGUAUUGGCAGCAGUAGUUUAACAUCACUACUAUUGAUGGAUUUACAGGGACUGUCAACUGCAGGCAUUACGAGACCCAUUUUUGAUGGAUUUACGAACAUGUCAGCUCGUAAAACCAAAGCUGCGCUCGAUUAGCUUCACUAGCGUAGC
Molecule: messenger RNA, 1101 nt
Organism: Hibiscus syriacus
Lineage: Eukaryota; Viridiplantae; Streptophyta; Magnoliopsida; Malvales; Malvaceae
Exons: 4
Coding region: 85-1086 (333 amino acids)
Source: RefSeq, a predicted model, not a curated record